Molecule: messenger RNA, 2583 nt
Organism: Penicillium digitatum Pd1
Lineage: Eukaryota; Fungi; Ascomycota; Eurotiomycetes; Eurotiales; Aspergillaceae
Product: beta-glucosidase
Biological process (GO): glucan catabolic process
Molecular function (GO): beta-glucosidase activity
Source: RefSeq, a predicted model, not a curated record
AUGUCGGGCAAAGAUGACACCAUGUGUGCGAAAGAAUGGGCACAGGACAAGUUGUCGCAGAUGACUUUGGAAGAAAAGGUUCUGUUACUCUGUGGACAAGAUCUCUGGAGAACGAACCCGAUUCCUCGUUUAGGUGUUUCCAGGAUCAAGACGUCGGAUGGACCUGUGGGUGUUCGUGGCGGGAUUUUCACAGAUGGAGUGAGCGCAGCCUCACUACCAACGGGUGUAUCCUUGGCUGCUACUUGGGAUAAAACCGUCAUGAGAGAUGUUUGUCAGGUGUUGAUCGCGGAAGCCAAGAGUAAAGAAGCUGAUGUCCUUCUCGGUCCUACAGUUUGCAUUCCCAGAACUCCUCUCGGUGGUCGCAAUUUCGAAGCCUAUAGCGAAGACCCCUUUCUAACGGGCAAGCUCGCCGGAGAGUUCAUCAAUUCGAUUCAAGGCGCAGGCAUCGGAGCAUGCAUUAAGCACUUUGUUGCCAACGAUCAAGAGACAAGACGCUUCUUCAUUGAUGAAAAGAUCCCUGAUCGAGCCCUUCGCGAAAUCGCCCUCCAGCCUUUCCAGAUUGCCAUUCGGGACAGUGACCCAUGGACCUUGAUGACGGCGUAUAACAAAGUGAACGGAACAUUUUGCUCGGCCCAUGAGUUCCUAUUGCAAAAGGUCCUCCGAGAUGAGUGGAAAUGGGAUGGUCUUGUGAUGAGUGAUUGGUUCGGCACAAACAGUGUUGUUCCUUCGCUCAAAGCUGGCAUGGAUCUCGAAAUGCCAGGUCCUAUUAGGAGGAGAGGUCAGCACCUGAUAAACGCUCAUCGGCAAGGUCUCGUGGACUUGUCGUUCAUCGACACCUCAGCCUUACGGGUGUUGGAGCUGGUACACAAGACGGGUAAAAGCGAUAUUCCUGACUGGCAAGAAGGGCCAGAAAAGGCUGUUGACCUCCCUGAGCACCGCGCGAUUCUUCGUCGGGCGGGUGGCGAUGGAAUCGUUUUACUCAAGAACUCGGCCAACAUCCUCCCUCUUUCUGAAUUGAAUGGGAAGAAAAUUGCAGUGCUUGGUCCCAACGCUAAUCGAUCCAUCGCCACUGGUGGUGGUAGUUCAAACCUUGCUCCUCAUUAUAGAACAACUCCAUAUGAUUCUCUGAAGACGGAAAUCACGUCUAAGUUCCCUACUGCCAAGAUCCAAACGCAUGCGGGUAUCAUGACACAUCGCUAUCUUCCUCUUGUCGAUCCAGACGUCAUGAAAAAUCCAGAAACUGGCAAAAGUGGCGUUGCAUUGUAUCUCUGGAGGAACUUGACACACGAAGGCGAGCCUUUCCAAAUUGAGAAUCGUCCAAGUUCAAACUUGGUUUGCUACGAUGGACUCCCCCCUGAGUUGACCACUGGGGAGAGGUAUUCCUACCGAGCUCGAACAACCAUCAUUCCGAAAACAACAGGCGAGCAUGUCUUUUCUCUUUCCUCUUGCGGUCCAGGCAAACUCUUCCUAGACGGGAAAGUCCUCGUUGAUAUUGAGCGACAUUGGUGGUCUCCCAAGUCUGCACUCUUCAUGAGCUACGGAUCCCCUGAAGAGCUCGUCCGAGUGCACAUGAAGGCAGGUCAAGAGUACGAGCUCUUGCUGGAGUCCAUCAGUCGCGAGCACAAGCCAUCCGAGCUGGACUACAUGUCCGCCGAGCUGGAGCGCGAAGAGGUGCAAGAUGGCGGGCGAAUUGGGUUCCUUGAGAACCCCGGCAACCUGGAUGCAUUUUUCCAGGAGGGUGUUGAAAUAGCUCGCGACAGCGACAUUGCGAUUAUCGUGGUUGGCAAGGACCAGGAUUGGGAGACUGAAACAAGCGAUAUGGUCUCGAUGGACUUGCCCGGACGAUCGAACGAUUUCAUUGCCGCCGUCGCCAAAGUGAACCCCAACACCAUUGUUGUCAAUCAAACUGGCAGUCCAAUUACCAUGCCCUGGAUAGAGCAAGUUCCCGUCAUUGUGCAGGCAUGGUACCAAGGACAGGAACAGGGAAAUUGUCUCGCGGAUGUAAUUCUGGGAGCCGUGAACCCAAGCGGCAAACUGCCCAUCACUUUCCCCACAAGAAUAGAAGACUCGCCUUCGUUUGAUAACUAUCCUGGAGACAACGAUGUGGUUCACUAUGGAGAAGGGAUUUACGCAGGCUAUCGAUUCUAUGAUCACCGCAAGAUCGAGCCUCUGUUCCCCUUCGGCCUGGGUCUGUCGUAUACGACCUUUGAGUAUGGCAAUAUUCGCCUCAACUCUGACAAGAUAUCCGGAGACGGACAGAUCGAAGUCCAGGUGGACGUUACUAAUACUGGACUACGGGAAGGAAAAGAAGUUGUGCAGUUUUAUGUCAGUCAGGUCAACCCCAGGUUAAGCCGACCUCCUAAAGAGCUGAAGGGAUGGGACAAGGUCCUUGUGCAACCUGGUGAGACUGUCACGGCUCGCGCAGUUCUGGACAAGAUCAGCGUGUCAUACUGGGAUGACAGCGUGAACAAGUGGGUGAUGGAGGGAAAUGCAGAAUUCUGUGUUGCGGCUGCCAAGCAUUCGAGAGAUGACGGUGUUGUGGCAACGUUCCGUUCUGGAAGCGAGUAUCAAUGGGCGAACUAG